AUGGCUUCGUUGUACACCGCGUUUCAGACCGUUGGCUAUACUCUUGAAAAUGGGGUUUACACCUCGAUUUUGGCGCCCCCGUCGAUGAAACAAGAUCAAGCUUCAACGUCAUGCGACGAACCAGCGGCGAAGAAAAAACGAAUCAUCGAUCCGUUCGAUCCGGAAGCAACGGUUCCAUUGCCAUUCCAGCUUGAUGAUCAAUUUGGGCCCUAUAGUUCGUCGAUUUGGAAACGCAAUGAGCGCGAGCGGUGCCGAGUGCGAUGCGUGAAUGAAGCCUACGAGCAGCUAAGGCACCAUCUUCCCCUUCAUCAUGGCGAAAAACGUCUGUCCAAAGUCGACACCCUUCGCUUCGCCAUCCGCUACAUCAAUCACCUCAAUCGCCUGCUGAAGGACGUUUUCCACCAAUACAGCUGCCACUGUUUCGCCGGUUUUCAAGAGGAGUCCGAAGGCAACGUUCAGGUCAACUAUCAGAGUUUAAUGAACAAAACGUGCUAUUGA
Messenger RNA from Caenorhabditis bovis, 498 nucleotides. The record is from the annotation of a GenBank genome assembly. NCBI's taxonomy places the organism in Eukaryota, Metazoa, Nematoda, Chromadorea, Rhabditida, Rhabditidae.